GUGCGGUGCUGUGCAUGUAAUGCACAUGUGUACACUUCGGGCCGAUAACAGACGGACGGAUUAAAGACUGCGGUCAACUUACCUUUCUUUGGAAACCACGUAACUUCAACUAAUGCACAAGCGAUCCAGAUGCUGCGUCAGUGAGGAAAAACGGAAUUGAUCUUUCAGCAGACGACCUUUUGUAGAUCUGUUUGCCAAUGUCUUGAAGUAAUUUCAGCUUUAACUCUGUUCAUUUGCCUAAGUGUCGUGUGUAAUGAUGCCCGCGCAGAAGAAAAUGCGACCCCCAAAGCACCUGGAGAAGAUGCUGUUUAUCAAUCACAAAGAAGACCAAUCUUUGCAAGACCGGUUGGCAAGAAUACACCUGCGGUCUAGACUUCGGGAAAUAGAGUUAGACCGGGAACGGAUUAAGGUUAGGGAUGAACUCAGAGAUUCCAAAAGAAAGCAAAUUCCUAUUGACAAUGUCCUCGCUAGACAAGAUACGAUGACGUCACGUCCUUCAAUGACGUCAAGGAAACCAACACGACUUUCGGUGACUUCUGAUCCACGAUUUCCUCAGGACGAGGACGGUCCGAACGCUUAUCUUCUUGGAGAGUUUAAGAGAAUGUCGGAGGUCAUUCCCACUAUUCUUCUAACGCUGUCUGCAAAGGACGACAAAAACAAACCGAAAUCUGGUUCGAGAUACAGACCAGAGCAUGCAAAAACACAAUCAAAGAUUAAUUCUAUACAAGAUUACGAGCCUGACCUCCAUCGCAUCACAAAACUAGCUCGUACUGUGAAAACUCUUAGACAUAACAUGGCCAUCAAUAAGAAAUUAGAAUUUACACGGCCAACAGUUUCGUUGGCGAAAAUGUUCAAAGAAAUAUAUGAGAAAGAGCAUGAUUUGGACCAAUACACUGAUGGCGCAUGCGUUUUAUUGAAAAGGAAAAUGGAGAAACGGCGCCGGGGACCUUUGCCUCAACUUGAUCAACCAAUAAGGCGACGUCAUUCAGCUUAUGAGUUCUCCACAACAGAAAAACUCAAUGAUAGCAGCACCGGAACCGGAAGUGAUGUCCGGGAAAGUGUAUUUCCACCUCAUGGUAGACAUUCCGCUGUGCUUCCCGCCCUGAAGAGGACGCCGAGUGUUGCCAAUUUGCCACGGAUGACCAGGAGUAUGUCAAGUCUGAGUGUCCUUGGUGUCCGACCGUCCGAGAGUCCGGACACAAAACUAUUUAUUGGCGAGGAUGAACUUGUCAUGCGCAAGAGAGUUGCGUUCGAAUUACACAGAUAUGAACGGUUGAGAGAGAAAGUGGACAGAUUUCUUAUUCCCUCAAAAGCUAUUACCGAAGUAUCUGACGAAGCAGCUGUCACUUGAUAUAAGGGGUAGCCAUUUAAGAAUAUAUGCUGCCUAACCGCAAAACGAAUCUCCCUUUCCAAAAAAAGUGCCACACUGAAAAUUAUGUCAAAUAUGAAUGAUAAUUUCGACAAUGUUCAAUGUUUCGAAAAGUACACAAGAAUUAACGACACAUUUAAAGGUACACAACAAUGUUUGAAAGGUACACAAAAACUGAUGAUACCGUUGACAGAUACACAAGAAUUGAUGACACAUUUGAAAGGUAUAAGACGUUUGAAACGUACACAAGAAUUGAUGACGCGUCUGAAAGGUAAACAAAAAGUGAUGACCCAUUUGAAUGGCAUGCAAGAAGGGAUGACAAACAAACCAUUCAGCAUUAUUAGGCAUUGAAACUAUUAAAACUAUUAUUACAUACGUAAACAUGUAGCAUUUUCGAGAAACAUUGAAACAAUUGUCUCCAUUAGCAUGAAACUACAUGAUAACUUCAGGGGGGUGAUACAGUGAUCAUUGGUAAAAAAUGGCUCUUUUUUUUCAGAUAUGAAAUUCAAGAGCAAUGAGUCCCGUAACGCAAAGUUGUGUGCUCACUUGUUACAUUUGUAAACAAAUAAUUCACAAAAUCAUGUUUUUUCCCAAAAAAUGUUUUUUUAAGAAGAAAAUGAGUGUUUUUGUAAUUGUUUACGGUUGCGUCACUCUAGCUUUUUAUUUCAUGACAAAAUAUAACUAGAUAUAUUUACGAAACUCUAUUUAAUAUCGACAAAAAUCCUUUCUGAAGGCACAUGGAUGUGAACAAUUUCACCAGGUUUUGAGACUUCCGAAAGAAAGCGAAAAUGUGUGUCUUCAUUACUUGUAAAAAAAUAAUCUGGUCUUGACAAUCGGUCACAUGAUAAAUUUAAAUAUGUUCUCAGAAAGUUUUGAGUUGACUUUUUGAAAUUAUUAUCGUCUUUAAAUGACCAUUGUGUUCGAAUGUCUAAUGAACAUUUUGGUAU
Mizuhopecten yessoensis (Yesso scallop) is the source of this 2316-nucleotide messenger RNA. RefSeq lists its product as uncharacterized. NCBI's taxonomy places the organism in Eukaryota, Metazoa, Mollusca, Bivalvia, Pectinida, Pectinidae. The record is from RefSeq and is a predicted model, not a curated record. Bases 254 to 1351 code for a protein of 365 amino acids. The transcript has 2 exons.